ACCAUCACUAUUGAAAGUCAAAAACUUCAAUUAUUUUGUUUUCCCGAGACAUUCGUAUUUUUUAUUGAAAUGGCCGAUCCCAACGUACCCAGAGGACCUGCAAGCUUGCAGAAUGUCCUUAAAUACGCGGUGAAACACCACGAUCCGGAGGUUGAAGUUCCAAAAUUGGACGAAACUACAGAUGCUGAGAGAACUCAAUUUUUGGCCGAUGCAUUGAAUGCCAUGCAAGUGGAUACUUCGGCGGCGCUGAAAGCAGCCCUAGUCAUUUUGAACAGUGAAGAGGCCAGCACAGAUGACCAGAUAGAAAGCUUUGAUGUCAUAAGGAGCCACAUCGACGAUAUCGACAAUGCCAUUUCCCUGGUGAAGCUGGGCGGAACGACAACACUACUUCGCUAUAUAACGAGUGAUGCGGAUAGCGAAGUUCGAGCUUUGGCACUCAAUACGGUCGCCGAGGUGGGACAAAAUAAUGUAUUUUGUCAAAACGCCCUGGUAGAAGAUAAAAUCCUACCCGUUCUGAUAAAAAACUUGAGUGAUUCCGAUCAAAACAUAGUACGGUGUUCCUUGUAUGCAAUAUCCUCGCUCGUCCGGAACUUCCUGCCUGGAUAUAAUGAAUUUAAGAGAAUAAAGGGUAUCAGGGCUUUGAUACCCUGUCUGAAAUCAACAAAUUUAAGCGUCUACGUAAAGGCUGCUUUCCUUAUUGCAUCCUUAACGUCAGUCGAUCAGGCUAUCAGAGAUGAUUUUGUCAAGGAGGAAGUGUUUCCUAUUCUAGUGGAUAACCUAGCCACCGUUGACGACUUUGAUAUCAAACAAGAGGCUACUCUUUUCGCACUAUCGUCACUUUCACUGAAAUCAGACUUGAAACUUUCUACGGACAAACGCGAGGAAAUCCUGUCAACGCUCCAGCAAAUGAUUUCCAAAAACAAACAGUCGGAAAAUUGCGAAGACAUGGUUAACCAUGCAAGAACUAUUGUGGACAACUUAAAUGCACAUUAAGGGUUAAAACAAAUAAUUUUGUUCACAUUAAUUGUAAGCUAAAUAAAAAAUUGUUUUCA
Molecule: messenger RNA, 1052 nt
Organism: Drosophila takahashii
Lineage: Eukaryota; Metazoa; Arthropoda; Insecta; Diptera; Drosophilidae
Cellular component (GO): endoplasmic reticulum
Molecular function (GO): adenyl-nucleotide exchange factor activity
Source: RefSeq, a predicted model, not a curated record